AGAGCGCGCCGAGCCUCGCCGGGCUCGAAGGCAGCAGCGGGCUGCGGGCGGGAGGCGGCCGUCAGCGCCCCGCGCCUCGGGAGCGCCGCGGCCACAGCCCCCCCCCGUUCCGCCCGGCCCGGCCCUGCCCGGCCCUCCCCGCCAUGCCCCGGGCCCGCCGAGCGGCCCCGCUGUGGAUCUAAUGUCCCCGUGAAGGUGCCGGAGGCCCGGCAGGAGCUGCCCGCUGCGGACCUCGCCCCGCGCCGACGGCCCCGCGGAGCCCCGCCACGAUGGGCAGCAAGGCGCUGCCGGCGCCCAUCCCGCUGCACCCGUCCCUGCAGCUCACCAACUACUCCUUCCUCCAGGCCGUCAACACCUUCCCCGCGGCCGUGGACCAGCUGCAAGGGCUGUACGGGCUGAGCGCCGUGCAAACCAUGCACAUGAACCACUGGACGUUGGGCUACCCCGGCGUGCACGAGAUCGCCCGCUCCGCCCUCACGGAGAUGGCGGCCGCGCAGGGCCUGGUGGACUCGCGUUUCCCCUUCCCCGCGCUGCCCUUCGCCGCGCACCUCUUCCACCCCAAGCAGGGCGCCGCGGCCCACGUCCUCCCGGCGCUGCACAAGGAGCGGCCCCGCUUCGACUUCGCCAACCUGGCGGCGGCCGCCACGCAGGAGGACCCCCCGAAGGCGGGGGAGCUGGGCAAGCUGGGCCCCGGACUGCCGUCGCCCCUCUCGGGGCUCAGCAAGCUGUCCCCGGACAGGAAGCCUUCGCGGGGCCGCCUGCCCUCCAAGACGAAAAAGGAGUUCAUCUGCAAGUUCUGCGGCCGCCACUUCACCAAGUCCUACAACCUGCUCAUCCACGAGCGGACCCACACGGACGAGCGGCCCUACACCUGCGACAUCUGCCACAAAGCGUUCCGGCGGCAGGACCACCUGCGGGACCACCGGUACAUCCAUUCCAAAGAGAAACCCUUCAAGUGCCAGGAGUGCGGGAAGGGCUUCUGCCAGUCCAGGACCCUGGCGGUCCACAAAACGCUGCACAUGCAGGAAUCUCCACACAAAUGCCCCACAUGUGGAAGAACCUUUAAUCAGAGAAGUAACCUGAAAACUCACCUUCUUACCCAUACAGACAUCAAGCCCUACAACUGUGAGCGGUGCGGCAAAGUGUUCAGGCGAAACUGUGAUCUACGGCGGCACAGCCUGACGCACACCCCGCGGCAGGACUUCUGAGCGGCGCGGAGCCGCAGCUGAGCGCUGCGCUGCGGAGCCGCGGCCGUGCGCGGGGCCCCGGGGCAGCUCGUUGGCACCGCGCGUCCGCCAGAGCCGCCCCGAGGUGGGGUGGGGGGGCUGCAGGAUCGGGCCCCUCUCGGCCGCGCCGCUCCUGUAGAUAUCGCGGCUCAUUUUAGAGCUCUGUACAGAACGUGGUUUUAGUUUGUUCGUUUCGUUUCGUAUCCUCGUGUCCGAUGCACAUUGAUAACGGAUCUGGGAGGUGAAGUAUCUCUUAAAAAAUGUAUUUCCAAAUAAAUCCCCACCCUCCCCCCCCCCCUUUUUUUUUCUUUUUUUUUUUUUUUUCUUUUUUUUCCCCAAAUACCUCCUGCCUGGUUGUAUUAUUCUCGGAGCAUUUGGGCUUUUUUUUUUCCCCGCUGUGUCGAUGCAAUGGCGAAGCAUAUUGAAUAAAUUUCCCCGUCGGGUCAUUGUACUGUCACAACAAUUUUGGUGAUCGCUUUUGUUUGGCCGUUUCGCUGUUGCUUUCGUGUUAUCUAUUGUUAAGUAAAAUGAAAGUGCCGGAUUUCAGAGUUUAUAGCUCUAUUACUUAAUACUACGAAUGUCUAAAUAUUAACUUCUGUACCUUUAUUAUUUUCCCGAACGAAAUACUUUUAUUUUUUUCUAAAAAAGAAAAGAAAGAAAGAAAUCUUCGCAAAUAAACAAAUCUGAGGAAA
Molecule: messenger RNA, 1918 nt
Organism: Gallus gallus (chicken)
Lineage: Eukaryota; Metazoa; Chordata; Aves; Galliformes; Phasianidae
Gene: OSR2
Product: odd-skipped related transciption factor 2
Exons: 4
Coding region: 270-1208 (312 amino acids)
Biological process (GO): embryo development; regulation of transcription by RNA polymerase II; urogenital system development
Cellular component (GO): nucleus
Molecular function (GO): RNA polymerase II transcription regulatory region sequence-specific DNA binding; DNA-binding transcription factor activity, RNA polymerase II-specific
Source: RefSeq, a predicted model, not a curated record